Molecule: messenger RNA, 342 nt
Organism: Blastomyces dermatitidis ER-3
Lineage: Eukaryota; Fungi; Ascomycota; Eurotiomycetes; Onygenales; Ajellomycetaceae
Exons: 1
Coding region: 1-342 (113 amino acids)
Source: RefSeq, a predicted model, not a curated record
AUGAGAUUCUGCAGACUCAACUCAGCAGUAUCUCAAGCAGAGCUCAGACAUGCUGUGAGAGAGAAACUACAGAUUAGACUUCUCAGAGUCACUGUCUCUGAAAUCAAGCUCUUUCUAGAGUUCUCUUCAAAUGAUCACACAGAGUCAUACAUCACUGUGUUGAUUGAAGAGAGAGACAGCAUCACAACAGCAGUGAGAGAGGCAGAGAAAGAACUGAAUAUGAAUGAACUGAUCAGCAGAAGAGAUGACACCUCACUGCAAGGCACAGCAACUACUGCCGCGGCUGCAAGAGAAGCAGAAGAAGAAGAAGAAGAUGUGAAAAUGAGAGCAGUGCUUCUGUGA